Molecule: messenger RNA, 10451 nt
Organism: Vombatus ursinus (common wombat)
Lineage: Eukaryota; Metazoa; Chordata; Mammalia; Diprotodontia; Vombatidae
Gene: PKHD1
Product: PKHD1, fibrocystin/polyductin
Exons: 61
Coding region: 240-10451 (3403 amino acids)
Source: RefSeq, a predicted model, not a curated record
UGAAUGAGUUACCUGCAAGGCAGCUGCAGGCUGGGCUUUAACCAGAUAAUAAGGCCAUUGCCUCUUGCUGAAGAGUUUACCCUUGUGAGAAGGAAAAUCACUUGGAAAGGAAAGACAGUUUCUCCAUUGACUCCUCGUCGAGGAAGGAACAGGAAUAGAGAAACUGUGCUACUUCAAUCAAAAUGGAUGAUGCUUAUAAUUACUGAGUGAUUUUAGGACGUCUCAUCUAUGUGUACAAGAUGAUUACCUGGCUAUUCUCACUGAUGAGUAUUGAGAUGUUCCUCUUGGCAGCAUCUUGUAGGAAUUGGCAUAUCGUACCUGAAGAGGGCAGCAUUGCUGGAGGAACAUGGAUCACCAUUGUUUUUGAUGGUUUGGAAUGGAGUCUACUCUAUCCCACCAAUGGCUCUCAGUUGGAGAUAAGUCUGGUGAAUGUGGAAAUUCCAUGGCUGCCACACGUCCCAUGUGACAUCUCUCCGGUCUAUGAAGAUUUUUCUGUUGUAAGAUGCCAAACCAGGUCUCUGCAGGGGGAGACACAGGAAGGCCUGUACUGUCUGGAAGUUCGUUCUGGUGGGCAGGUGUUGAACAGUCUGAGCGAAGGUUCCUGGGAUAACUGUACUUUCAAGUUUUCCAAGGCACAGACACCCGUUGUUUACCAAGUCACCCCACAGUCUGGAGUGCCAGGCAGCUUAAUACAAGUCCAUGGCUGGAUUAUUACUGGAAGGAUUGAAACCUUUGAUAACAAUGUUGAGUACAUCGAUAGUCCGCUCACUCUUCAGGCCCAAGGAGGAGAAUGGAUUACACUUUGCUCUCUUGUGGACAAAGAGACAGGAAACAGAUAUCCAGUUGAGGAGGACCUUGGCUUUGGAACCUUGCAGUGUCGGGUGGAAGGCCACUACAUUGGUUCACAGAAUGUUAGCUUCUCCAUAUUUAAUAAAGGAAAGUCAACUGUACACAAAGAUGCAUGGCUGAUCAGUGCUAAACAGGACCUUUUCUUGUAUCAGACUUACUCAGAAAUACUGUCUGUGUUUCCAGCAACUGGGAGCCUGGGUGGAGGAACAGACAUCACCAUCACAGGAAACUUCUUUGAUUUUCCUGCCCAGGUUACUGUUGCAGACAUCCCAUGUGAAAUCAAAUACAUCUCUCCAAGGAAGAUUGAGUGUACCACUGGGCCCCUGAAGCAGGGUACAAAGCUCACAUCACCUCAACCAGGCAAUCGAGGACUUCUCUUUGAAGCUGGAGAUGUUCAGGAGGGCCUAGAUCUCACCAACACCACCCCUGGCUACAGAUGGCAGAUUGUUCCCAAUGCUAGCUCUCCAUUUGGAUUCCGGUCAGAGGCAGGGCAACAUUUCAGGGCUCGGCUCAGUGGAUUCUUUGUUGCCCCAGAGACAAAUAACUACACUUUUUGGAUCCAGGCAGAUAGCCCAGCCUCUUUGUACUUCAGUCAAUCAGAAGAUCCAGGGACCAAGGUGAAAAUAGCUUUCAUUCAGGCUGGCAUAGCUGACUGGUUUGAUUCCUGGGAGACUAAUGGGCAUUUGGAGACCUGGCAACAGAAGUCCCCGAAGUUGGAAUUGUUGGGUGGGGCAAAGUACUACCUGGAAGCCGAACACUAUGGCACAACUCCCAGUCAUGGGAUGAGCGUUGGAGUCCAGAUCCACAACACCUGGCUGAAUCCUGAUGUGGUAAACACCUACCGUCGGGAGAAACUCCAGAUCCGAGCCAAUGCUCAGAGGCUCCCAGAGAUACAGAUGCUGAAUGUGACUGGCACAGGAAAAUUUUGUCUCACCUGGGAUGGUGUCUCCAGCCAGCCGGUAACUGUAAAUGCCACCGCUGCUCAGAUCCAAACAGCGAUAGAGGAACUGCUUACAGUAAAAUGCAGACUGGAACCACUUUCAGCUCAAAUUCUUCUCCAUUUUGGAUUUGAACAAGGUCUACAGGAUUCUGGUCCUGAUGGGGACCUCAGCAGUGGGACUGAGCCCUUCUGUGGAAGGUUCAGCAUCCACCAGCCUCAAUACCUUGUCAGAACAUCAGAAGCCAUGCGGAUGAGAUAUCAGCUUGAUCAAUAUACACAUCUGUGCUUUGCAUAUAAAGGUCAUAUGAAUGAUACCAUGAUCAUCUCAGUAUCCUUCACAAGUACAUUUCAUAAGAUUGUAAAGAAGAAGAUUGCCUGUGGAUGGAAUCCAGAGCAGCUGAGGACUGAAAGCUGGAAGUUUGUCUGUCAGGACCUCUGGGAGUCAUGUGUGCGUCACUCUGAGGGCCUCAACCACCAUCUGGCCAACUCCCCUGUGCUGGUGCAUCAGAUUGAUGUGUUUCCCCAAGUCAUUGAGAAGAGCCAGUUCUACAUAGAUGAAAUUAUUGUUGCAGAUAGAAAUUUAGCAGUUUCCCAAAUCAAUUCCAGAACAGCUCGGCCAGGGGGGAAGCUCAUCGAAUCGCUUUCUGUGACUGGAGUCCCACCAACCUACAACAUAACUCUAUGGCUGGCAGGCUGUGGCAGCGAACUCCCUCUCAUUCAGCCUUGCUACUUGCCACGGGAAGAAGCAGAUGAAGACCUAAGAGGGGUCAACGUGACAGUCCAGAGACUGCAAAGGAUAAGCCCACCUUUAGGAGGACAUUUUCAGAUCCAACUUCCCAAGACAGUGAUACCUGGCAUCCCUGUGCACAUUUCUGCUUGUGACCUCCGUGAGCUCUUACAGGGCAGCAACGAUGACUUUGCAGCUCAGCUCUUUGAUGUCAGUGACUUUAAGGUGCAGAAAGAUCUAAACACCUGCUAUGAGCGUGUGUGGACCCUCACCUGGAUGUCCCAAACAGGGGACUUGCCCAAUAUCAUCAGUGUCUCGGCAGAAAAUCUAACUGGUGCAUAUCCAGCUGUGAGUACUCGGGUAGUUUAUGAUGGUGGUGUUUUUCUUGGACCCAUAUUUGGAGAUAUGUUGGUUACUCCCAACACAUACCCACAGGUAACUGUGGGAGUCAAUGAUAUACCUGCUCACUGUUUGGGUUCCUGCUCUUUCCAAUACCAUCAAGAAUCAACCCCAUUGGUUCAAGCUGUCUGGUACUCUUAUGAUGAUGACAUUAACCUGCUGGUCUUUAUCACGGGAUCCAGUUUUCCUGGUGACUCUAAAGCUUUGAAAAUUGAGGUGAAUCAACAGAUCUGUGAAGUCAUGUUCUCAAACCAAACUUAUGUGAUCUGCCAGAUGAGCUUCUUAACAACUGGAGAGUAUCAGGUGGUGAUGCUGGUGAGGCACUUUGGCUUUGCACUCAAUGUCAGUGGAGGAGAGGGCAUCUACUUCAACAUUGAACCCAAGUUGGAAGUAGUGGAACCUUCUGUAGCCCCAGAGAUUGCUGGUGAUAUCACUGAUGUUAUAGGAGGAUUUUGGGCCACUAUCCAAGGAUCUAGUUUGGAAGAAGUAAGCCUGGUGUUAUUUGGGUCUCAACCUUGUCCCAUCAACAUCUCCUCCAGGAACAUGGGAAGAAUCCAAUGCAAAGUCCCUCCUUGGGGGAAUGGUAGUGGAAGGCUUGUGAAUGUGACCAUCAUCACCAGGAACCUGUCAUUAACUUAUCCAGAGGCAUUCGAGUAUACGCCUUCUUUAAAUCCAGCUAUCGUUUCCCUGAGCAGAAAUAGAAGCAACACAGCAGGAGAUCAGACACUUUUCAUUGGAACUACAUCUCUGGUGAAUUAUACAGACCUGGAUGUGAAAGUCCAUAUUCAGGACACCUUGACUCAGAUCUUAAAGCAGGGACCUCAGGGUCUGGAGGUGGCACUUCCCCCCUUGCCAACAGGGUGGCACAGCAUUUCAGUCACAAUGAAUGGUGUCAACAUCAGCUCAGAGGGGGUUGAUCUUCAAAUCCAGUAUAUUACCCAAGUCUUUCAGAUUGAGCCUUGCUGUGGGUCCCUUCUGGGUGGAACCACCCUUACUAUCUCUGGAAUUGGCUUUAGCAAGGAUCCAUCUCUAGUUUCAGUAUCAUUGGGCAACCAGACCUGUAGCAUUGUGAACUCAACUGAAGAGACCAUCUGGUGUGAGACUUCAUCAGCCACUUACUUGCCUGAUACAGAGCCUCAAGCUGUCAUGGUUCCCAUAGAAGUCUCAAUUGGCAAUAUCUGUGCCCCACAUGAUCCCUCAUUUGACUUGGCAAAGAAAAACUUUACUUUUACCUACUGUACAGCUUUAACUCCUUUUGUGACUGCCAUGCAAGGUCAAAUCAGAGGUGACAUUCUGGAGCUACAAGUGGAAGGAAAUAAUAUAUCUAAAUCAAUUGUCCUACUAGGGGACAUGAAAUGUAACCUUGAGCUACAAUCCUUCAGUUUCAAUAGAACUCAGUAUUUCUGUUCCUUACCACUAGCAAAUGUUGAAGCUGGGAUUUAUCCCAUCCAGGUUUUCCAGAAGGAUGUGGGAUUUGCAAAUAUGUCUGCUGUGCCCUACAGUUUUACAGUGUCUCCCCUGGUUACUGACAUCUUUCCCACCCAUGGAUCGGUGUGUGGAGGGACAUUGCUUACUAUAGUGGGCCUGGUUUUCAAUUCCAGAAUGAGUUUAGUACAGGUUGACCUCUCUGGCCCUCAUACUUGUGCCAUCUGGAACUGGAAUGACCACAUGAUCCUCUGCCAGGUUAGCCUUGUGGGGCAUCUCCCUAAAGCAUCACGUGCCCUGAAUGUCACAAUCACAAUUAAUGGGAUAAGCAAUGAGUGCCAAGGAAACUGUACAUUCUAUCUACAAGAAGAGGCAACUCCCAUUAUGGACACAUUGACUACCAGUGUCAGUGGGACUUUGACCACCAUAUUAAUUGGUGGUCAAAAGUUAGCCACAGACACUGAUGAACUGGUAGUUUUGGUUGAUGACCAUCUUUCUUGUGAUAUAACCUUCUAUAAUGCAACUCAGGUGGAAUGUCAUCUAAGUGACUUGGGCCCCGGGCUACAUCACUUCUCUCUUCUGAAUAAGAGAAAAGGCUUUGCUUGCCAACACACCAUACCUUCAUAUUUCACUGUCACUCCUCAGGUGGUUGGAUAUCACCCUCAGAAUUUCAGUGUCAAUGGUGGAGGCCUCUUGACUAUAGAAGGCACAACACUGAGAGGAAGGAAUACAACUUCAGUCCUGGUAGGACACCAACCCUGCCUCACUGUGAAUAUUAGCUCUCUGCUCAUCCAGUGUAUCAUUCCCCCAGGCAAUGGGACAGUUGUCCUGGAAAUAGAAGUUGAUGGGAACUUAUAUGAUGUGGGGAUGAUUGGUUACAGUGAUGCCUUCACCCCAGAAUUACUUUUCAUUCUUCAGACUGAUGGUUUGAUUGUAACCUUCCUUGUGAACCGAACCACUGGUGCUAAGAACAUGCAGAUCUUUAUUGGGGCAUCACCAUGUGUAGGAAUCUUGGGUAACCACACAGUUUUACAAUGCUCCAUUUCUCAGCUUCCUGCUGGGCCAUAUCAAGUCAAAGGCCAUGACCGUCUCAGAGGCUGGGCUUCAUCAACAUUGGUGUUCAUCUCUAAAGUUACCAUUACGUCAAUCUAUAGGAACUUUGGCUGUCUGGGUGGAAGACUACUGCAUGUACACGGAAGUGGAUUUUCUCCAGGGAACAUAUCUGCUGCCGUCUGCGGUGUCCCCUGCCAAAUCUUAGACAAUGCUACAGUGACCGCCUUUAGCUGCCUGGUGCUGCCACUGGAUGCCUCCUUGGCUUUUCUGUGCAACCUAAGGCCCUUGGAGGAAAACUGUGAAGCCACCAAUGCUACCUACAUCCAGUGUGAAUUGAUUGUCAGCAUGGGGACCAGCAAUCUAUUAAGAUCUUGGUCUUAUAUCUACAUGUGUGAAGAAAGUCCUUGGUGUACCUUAACUCUGGACCAUCAGGUAGACUCAUCCCUGGAAUUAUUCUCUGGACUUUUCAUGAGCCCUAAAGUGGAAAGAGAUGAAGUUCUCAUCUAUAAUAGCUCCUGUAACAUUACCAUGGAAACUGAGGCAGAGAUGGAGUGUGAGGCACCUAAUCAGCCAAUUACCGCCAAGAUUACUGAGAUACGGAAAAACUGGGGCCAGAACACUCAGGACUCCUUUCCCCUUCAGGUCUGUCGUAGAUGGUCCAGGGCUCACAGCUGGAUUCCCGAAGGUCGGCCACAAGAUGGCGACAACGUCACAGUGGAGAGUGGCCAAACAUUGCUACUUGACAUCACUACUAGUGUCCUCAGUAUGCUGCAUAUUAAAGGUGGUAAGCUGAUGUUUACUGGCCCAGGACCCAUUGAGCUCCAUGCUCACUGCAUCCUUGUGUCCCAUGGUGGUGAGCUCCAGAUAGGAUCCCAGGAUGAACCUUACCAUGGCAAAGCUCUGAUCCACCUCCAUGGGAGUUCUCCUUCUACCGUCUUCUUUCCAUAUGGAGCCAAAUUUCUCGCUGUGAGGAAUGGAACGCUGUCCCUGCAUGGCCUAAUGCCAGAGGUGAGCUUCACACACCUACGGACUACAGCUCAAGCCAAUGAUACCAUGUUAGCCUUGGAGGACCCUGUAGACUGGCAUCCUGGGGAAGAAGUUGUCAUUAGUGGAGUCACCCUGGAAGGCUCUCAAGGGCAAGAAGAGAUUGCCAUCAUAGACAGUGUGCACGGUGCAGAACUCUAUCUUAAGUCACCUUUGAGAUAUUCUCAUGGCUUUCUAGAACAUAAUAUAGCUGGGCAUCACCUUGCUUUAAGGGCUACAGUGGCUUUACUCAGCAGGAAUAUUGCCAUCCAAGGAUAUCUCACCAGUGAGAGGAUGGCACACCUUGGUCUGUGUACUGAAACCAAGUUUCCAGAAGAUAUCUUCCAGCACUGCUUGUAUUCAAGGAGUAAAAAGAAGCCUGGAUCGAUGGAUCUGGGGGCUGUAGUUACUGUGCAGUCAUUCCCAGGAGAGCCCAGCCAGGUCCAACUGCAGGGAGUCCAAUUUCAGUAUAUGGGACAAGCCUUUCGGAAACACCUGUGUGCACUAAAUGUGAUUGGAUCUAUGAAAGAUUCAUACAUACGGGGCUGUUCAGUGCGGGAUUCCUUCAGCAGGGGCCUUAGCCUGUCCAGUACCUCAAAUAUCAUCGUGAAGAAUAAUGUGUUCUACAACAUUUUAGGCCAUGGGCUAGUAGUGGGGACUUACAUGGAAAUGAGACAUCUCCCUUGGAAGGCUGUCCCCAGAAGAAAAACUGAUUUCUCAAGACAGGGGAAUAUAGUAAGAAGCAAUGUGGUAAUUGGAGUUUUUGGAACUGAAGGUCUUUCUAGUAUUGAGGUGCUGUCACCAGCUGGUAUCUACAUCCAAGAUCCGACCAAUGUUGUAGAGAGAAACAUGGUGUGUGCUGCUGGAUAUGGUUAUUUCUUUCAUCUUGUAACCAGUGAAACUUCGAAAGCUCCCCUCCUGUCCUUCAGUCAGAAUGUAGCCCGUUCCUGUACAAGGUAUGGCCUCCUCGUGUAUCCCAGGUUUGAACCACCACGAGCAAAUGACACUGGUCCCACUUUGUUCCAGAACUUCACAGUUUGGGGAAGUCAAGGUGGUGUUCAGAUUUUCAGAAGUAGCAAUCUUCAGCUUAAAAAUUUCCAGAUUUAUCCAUGCAAAGAUUUUGGGAUUGACAUCUUGGAAAGUGAUGCAAAUUCCUCAAUUACUGAUAGCUUAUUGCUUGGUCAUUAUGCCUCGAAGCAAGGGAGUUCAUGUAUGUCAGUUGGAAUAAAAACCCCUAAGAGACAGGAAUUGUUGGUGUCCAAAACGACCUUUGUGAAUUUUGAUCGAAACAACUGCAUUGCCAUAAGAACCUGCUCGAGCUGCUAUCGAGGACAAGGUGGAUUUACUGUGAAGACUGAACAGCUGAAGUUUCUAAACUCUCCUAACCGAGUAGCAUUCCCAUUUCCUCAUGCAGCUAUUAUGGAAGACCAGGAUGGCUCUGUCUCUGGGAAUAAGGGAAGUUACCUUCUUGCCUCUGCAGAAAAUCUUGCCUCUUCCUGUCAGGUCAACCAAAGCUUUGGUCAGAUUGUCAGGGGCAGUGUUUGUGGCCCAGAUAUAAUCCUCCAUCGCAUGUCUAUUGGCUUAGCUGAAGCACCAGAUGUUGCUUAUGAGUUAACAGUGACUGAUAGUAGAAAUCAGACGACCACUGUCAACUUUGUGUAUGACACGUUGUCAAACCCAUAUGGUUGGAUGGCUCUGCUUUUGGAUCAAGAAACCUACUUGCUGAGAUUUGAGGCUCCUUGGAUUAACAUCAAUCUUCAGUAUUCAGCAACAUUUGAUCAUUUUACUCCUGGAAAUUACCUGCUCAUGGUGCACAAAGAUUUGCAGCCAUAUGCUGACAUCCUGGUGUUGUGUGGGACUAGAGUUGGGCAGUCACUUCUAUCACCUCCAUCUGCCACUCGUGAUAAGGCCUGUGAUUGGUUCUUCAACAGUCAGUUGGGGGAGCUCACUUAUUUGGUUUCAGGUGAAGGCCAAGUUCAACUUACCCUCCUGGUGAAGGAAGGAGUUAUUCCAACAACCUCAGUUCCGUCUGCUGUACCUGAAUCCAUUUUAAAAUGGUCCCAUCCUACAACAUGGCAAGACGUUGAAGAGGGCUGGGGUGGAUAUAAUCAUACGACCCCAGCACCAGGUGAUGAUGUUGUGAUCUUACCCAACAGGACCAUCCUUGUAGACACUGACCUUCCUUUUCUCAAAGGACUCUAUAUUCUGGGAACCCUAGAAUUUCCUGUGAAUCGGAGCAACGUUUUAAAUGCAGCUUGUAUUAUUGUUGCAGGUGGCGAGCUGAAAGUCGGUAAUUUUUCUGAGCCCUUACAGAAAGGAAAAACCCUUUUGAUCCAGCUUCAAGCCUCUGCAGGAGUCUACUGCGAUCGUUUGGAUGGAAUUAAUAUUGCUCCGGGAACUAUUGGGGUUUAUGGGAAGGUACAACUUCAUAGUGCAUACCCCAGGAAGGCCUGGACGCAUCUUGGAGCUGAUAUUGCCUCAGGAAAUGAGAGGAUUCUAGUGGAGGAUGCAGUAGAUUGGAGACCGCAAGACAAGAUUGUAUUGAGUUCUUCAUCUUAUGAACCUCAUGAAGCAGAAAUCCUCACUGUAAAGGAAGUCAUGGGUCAAAAUGUUAGAAUCCAUGAGUGCCUCAGUCACCGACACCUUGGAAGUUCCCAUUCAAUGGAAGAUGGCAGGCACAUUUCUCUGGCUGCUGAGGUGGGCCUCCUGACUCGAAAUAUAAAAAUCCAGCCUGAUGUUCCAUGUGGUGGAAGAAUGGUUGUGGGGUCCUUCCAAAAGCCUAAUGGAGAAGAAUUUUCAGGUACCCUUCAGCUCUCAAAUGUGGAAAUCCAGAACUUUGGGUCUUUGCUGUAUCCGUCUAUUGAAUUCAAUAAUGUAUCUUUGGGAUCCUGGAUCGUCUCUUCUGCUGUGCACCAGAGCUGUGGAGGGGGUAUUCGUGUAUAUUCCAGCAAAAGCAUCUUCUUAUAUGAUAACAUUUUGUUUGACACCAUUGGCCAUGGUAUUGAUCUAGAGGGUCAAAACCACUCUCUCAUCAAGAACCUCAUUGUCCUGACUAGGCAGCCGCAAAGAGCAAUGGACUGGGUGACAGGAAUCAAGUUGAACCAGGUAAAGGAUGUCAACCUCAUUGGGAAUGCUGUAGCAGGAUCAGAAAGAAUUGGCUUCCAUAUCAGGGGCCAUAGUUGUUUGGUGGCUGAAAAUCCUUGGGUUGGAAAUGUGGUCCAUUCGAGCCUUCAUGGACUCCAUCUCUAUAAGGGAGAUGGACUAUACAACUGUACUGGUAUCUCUGGUUUCCUUUCAUACAAGAACUUUGAUUAUGGGGCCAUGUUCCAUGCAGAAAGCAACUUGGAGAUAGAUAAUGUGAUUCUGGUGGACAAUGUUGUUGGUCUUCUUCCAUUAAUAUAUACAUCAUCUACCAAACAGUGUUCCUUAAAGAAGAAACAGAUAGUUCUCAGGAAUUCUAUCAUUGUGGCCACUAGCUCUUCUUUUGAUUGCAUAGAAGACAGAAUUAAACCUCUUUCUGCUGACUUCACAUCAAGGGAUCGAGCCCCAAGUAAUCCCAGAGGGGGUCGGGUUGGAAUAUUGUGGCCUGGAUUCACUGUGGAACCAAACCAACGGCCUCAAGAUGCAUGGCACAAAGUGAGGAAUUAUCCUUCUGUCUCAGGGAUCAUGGAGCUUGAUGGAGUCACCUUUUCUGACUUUGUGAAGAGCUGCUAUAGCAAUGACCUGGAUGUCUGCAUUCUGCCCAAUCCUGAUAGCACUGGCAUCAUGCCCCCAAUCACAGCAGAAAGGACAAAGAUGCUCAAGGUCAAAGAUCAGAACAAGUUCUACUUCUCCUUGCCUAGGCUCAGGAAGGAAACAGGGGAAAUGGUCUGUCCUGAAUUGGACUGUGAAAGUCCAAUAAAGUAUCUCUUCAAAGACCUAGAUGGCAGUGCCCUGGAUCUGCCACCACCAAUUUCUGUUUUUCCAAAAUCCAAGUCAGAAUGGGUUGCAUCCUGCUUCAACACAGGCCACCGGAGCCGGCCGGCAGUUGGCUAA